AUGCCUACUAUACACUGGGAGAAGAAGAACAGUCCACAUACCGCUCGCCUUAUCGAGUGGUGCAAAAUCAACCAAGAUGCUCGACUAAAAAUAUUCUCUGAUUCUGCCAAGGAUGCAAAGGAGGAAGGGCGCACGCGUCAGCAGAUGACCACUCAGAAGAACACUUAUAUGCAGCAGCUCGCAGCAUCUGUUUUCGCAGGCGAUGAAGAUCUGAAGGUCAGGGAAUACUUUCAAGCACACUUUCUCGCUUUUCUACUAACAAGGUGUUUUAGGCUACACAAAAAAUAUAACGAGAUCAAUCUACAACUUGGUCAGACAGAUGCUGGACUUUCAUUUGAGGAGCUCAACGAGAAUGAGAAAACAAGGACGCUUCUUGACCGCCUCUUGCAGACAUUCCCGUGGUGGGUUGACCUCCACAGGUGGUGGAGAACCAAUCCUGCCUAUAAUACGUCAUUUUCGACUGCCGACCCAGGUCAGGAUUUCUCGGCUGAGGCAAUGGAUGUC
Messenger RNA from Suillus plorans, 504 nucleotides. RefSeq lists its product as uncharacterized. The record is from RefSeq and is a predicted model, not a curated record. The annotation marks the transcript as partial. The transcript has 3 exons. NCBI's taxonomy places the organism in Eukaryota, Fungi, Basidiomycota, Agaricomycetes, Boletales, Suillaceae.